Messenger RNA from Clonostachys solani, 714 nucleotides. The record is from the annotation of a GenBank genome assembly. NCBI's taxonomy places the organism in Eukaryota, Fungi, Ascomycota, Sordariomycetes, Hypocreales, Bionectriaceae.
AUGGCGGGACGAAUGGUGUUGUACAAGCUGGUGGUGCUGGGAGACGGCGGUGUGGGAAAGACGGCCCUCACAAUUCAACUGUGCUUGCAGCACUUCGUCGAGACGUACGACCCUACAAUCGAGGAUUCGUAUCGCAAACAGGUCGUCAUAGAUGGACAACCAUGCAUGCUCGAAGUACUCGACACUGCUGGGCAGGAAGAGUACACGGCGCUAAGGGACCAGUGGAUUCGUGAUGGCGAGGGAUUCGUCCUCGUCUACAGUAUCUCAUCUCGAUCGUCGUUCGGACGGAUUAAACGUUUCCAUCACCAGAUCCAGCGUGUCAAAGAGUCUGUAGCGUCGUCGCCCACCUACCCCGGCUCCCCAAUGGCCACGAGUAAUUCGAACCAACCCGUUCCAAUCAUGCUCGUGGGUAACAAGAGCGACCGAGUGACUGAGCGUGAAGUCUCAACUCAGGAAGGACACGCAUUAGCCCGAGAACUAGGUUGCGAAUUCGUCGAAGCAUCGGCGAAGAACUGCAUCAACGUUGAAAAGGCCUUUUAUGACGUGGUGAGAAUUCUACGUCGCCAACGCCAGAGCUCCUCGCCCCACGCAAGGACACCGCGUGGUGGUGAUCGAACCACCCGAGAUGAAAAGGACAGGAGAAAUGGCAAACCCAGCCGCAGCAGCCACGGCAACUCCAAGGGAGGCAAGGGCAUCAAAUGUGUGUUAUUAUGA